AAAUUACAGGAAAUACAGAGGUGGCUUAAUGUUGUUGAUCCCGCCUCCAAUUACUCAUCUGCACUUAGAGUUCGUGCAAAAGGUACUGGGAAUUGGCUACUUAAGGGACCCGAUUACAGCAAUUGGAAGGAAGGCAGUGGGGGGGCUCUAUGGCUCCAUGGUAUACGUAAGUCUAGAUAUGAGUGAAUCCUUAUCUUUCGAGAAAUGGCAUUAACAUUUGCGUCUUCUAGCCGGAUGUGGCAAGAGUGUCCUCAGGUGCGAACUUGGCCGGGUAUUGAGAGGUGCAACACGAUCCCUUGAUUGCUAACACACUCUUUAGUGCUACUGCUAUUGAAGAUAUCGAACAUCUGUGCGAGACUAGCAAUGACCAUGCGUUAGCCUAUUUUUACUUCACCUUCAGCGACUCCGAGAAGCAGAACCUGUCCAAUAUGCUUCUGUCCCUUAUUGGCCAACUUCCGAAAAGGCCUUCCGAUCGCGGUUUGCCGGGUGAGAUUGUCGACUUGUAUAAUAGCACCAAGGCGGUUGGAAAGCCGGCAGAUACCAAGGCUCUGCAAGAUCUAUUGUCACAGAUUAUAAAGGGGUUCAAGAAGAAGACUUUCAUAAUCUUGGAUGCCUUGGAUGAAGUUCCCAAGUCCGAGCGGAAGGACCUCCUAUCUUGGCUCACGAAACUAACUGCCGAUCACAAUCCGGAAUCGCUUUCCAUCCUCAUCACCAGCCGUCCCGAGAGCGAUAUUGUAAGAUCCGUCCAACCUCUUGCCACCUUUGCACUACCCUUGCAGUCCAAAACAAUCGACCCGGAUAUCCGGUUUUAUAUCCGGAACUCUCUAGAUAGUAAGGAUGAAUUCCGGGGAUUCACUCAAGAAAUCAAGAGUGAGAUUGAGGAAACACUUGUUACAGGUUCACAGGGAAUGUAAGUAACGCCCAAAUUCUGAAUCAUCAACUUGUGCUGAUAUAAGGGUGGGUAUGUUAAGGUUCAGGUGGGUAGACUGUCUCUUGCGAGUCCUACAGGAAUGCAUAACGCCAGAAGACGUGAGACAAGCAUUGGAGGAGCUCCCGGAAGAUUUAGACUCCGUCUACUUGAGGAUCCUGGAUAGCAUUCCUAAGAGGCAGAAGGAAUAUAUUCGCCGAGCGAUGAAUUGGCUCGUAUUUUCGGCAGAGCCAUUGACAUUAGGCCAGCUUGCGGAGGCCAUUGUGAUCAAAUAUGAUGUCAACAAAUAUGGCCACGGUUCGAAAACACUUUUUGACCAGAGUUCCCUCCUCAGCAUUUGCCCUAGCCUAAUUUCCUUCGAAGAUGCCAGGAACGAUGAAUCAUCCCCCCAAGAAGACCGCCGAUUACGACUAGCACAUUUCUCGGUGAAGGAAUAUUUGAUCUCCGACCGCGCAGCUCAGGGCCCAGGUGCCUACUAUUAUAUUUCGAAGGAUAAAGCCAAUUUACUGAUGGGGCAUGCUUGUCUCAGUCGAAUACUGCGACAUAGUGCACCAGGGACUAUCAGUGGGAAAAGGGUUGAGAGAACAUCAUUUCUUUACCACAGUGCUCGCUAUUGGUUUGUGUAUACCAGAUCUAUUGAAGAUCCGGCACCCGCCCCACUCUCAGACGCAGUGGUGAAGGUUCUCGAGCUUGACAAGGAGUGGCUAGAUAUAUAUAAUCCUGACAAACUUUACUCCCCCGACCCCGAGCCCUACCCACCAGCAAUCUACUAUUCCUCCUUGUUAAAUUUGGUGACUGCCUGUGAAUUCCUAGUCAAUAGAAAAGCAGAUACAGUAAACGUAAAUGCUCAGGGUGGCGCAUAUGGCAAUGCACUACAAGCAGCUGCAAUUCGGGGGAACGAAUCGCUUCCGCGGCUUCUCCUCGAGCAUGGGGCAGAGGUGAAUGCGAAGGGU
Messenger RNA from Tuber aestivum (summer truffle), 1881 nucleotides. The record is from the annotation of a GenBank genome assembly. Lineage: Eukaryota; Fungi; Ascomycota; Pezizomycetes; Pezizales; Tuberaceae.